UGUACAGAUAUACGUUAGUUGCCGGUUUUUUGUAAUCAUAACUGAAUUAAAAAUCUCAAUAAUAUGACCGAGAGAUAUUAUAUGGCAAAAUUUAAUAGUUUUACUUAAAAUAAUUAAUUUUAUUAGACAUCUAGAUAGUUAAUUAUGUAUUAGUUAAAUUAAAGAAGAUUAAUUCAAAUAUUAGAUAAUUAAUAAUGCUAAAUGAUUACUAUUAGUUAAAGAAUGACACUUCAUAAGACGAUGGUUAAUCAGUGGUCAUUAGAAAGUUACUAUGAUGAACAUAACUAUGAUUAUGCAGUCGACUAUUAUUAUCAUGAUAAUGAUGCAAGUAAUAAUUCCGAUGCAUUGCAGUCAUGGGUUCCUCUAGCUGGUAAAGAAUAUGAAAGUAUUUCAAUGUGGGAUGAUUUUUAUCAACUUACCAAUCAUUGUGCUUUUCCUGCUGUAUGGAAGACUUUUAGAUUGAGUGGUCAAAUUGGUGUAACUUUAUUGACUUCAUUAUGUUUCCGUAUCUUUAUACUUAUAUUUUGUAAAUUUAGAUGUUUUCCUAUGUCUAUUAUGCACUUAACUUGUGCCAUUUGUGGGUUGUUACCUGUUCUGAUUUGUGCAUCAUCUCAAGGAGAUAAUAAUGUUGAUUACUGGUGGUUUCCUGCUACAUUAAUAGUUGGAUAUGUGAUUAUUUUAUACAUAAUUUCAUAUUCAGUAAUACUGAUUGGUGGUAAUCAUACUCAACAUAAAAAUUUUACUUCCGCAAUAAUAUUUUUUGCAAUUAUUUUAUUAUUACUCAUAUACCGCGAGUAUGUAUUAGAUAACUCUAGAGCCUGGCAAAGUUCUCGUGGAACCCAUAUGUUAAUGUCUAUGAAAUCUGUGGCCUUAAUAUGGGACUUAAAUUCUGGCCACUUAAAAAAAUGGCCAACUAUAAUUGAAUACAUGGGAUACAUGAUGUGUGCGGGUUGUACACAAUUUGGACCUUAUAUAAGUUACAAACAGUAUUUAAAUGCAUACCGUCCAUUAUCAGCAAUAUACAUUUGGAGCUCGAAAAAAUGGAUUUAUGUGACUAAAGAUGUUGUAUUAUCAGUACUGUGGUUUAUGGGUUCUAUUUGCUACAUUGAUUGGUUACUUGAUACGAGCAAUUAUACAAAUUAUGGAAUUGCUAUUGCUGUUGACACCUAUAGAAGAGCAGCAUCAUAUAGGUGUGGUCAUUAUUUUGUAGGUGCUGUGGGAUCUACAAAUGCUCAUUUGUGUGGUUUUAUCAAUAAUAAUAAUGAAGCAGUAAUUAUAAAUAAACCAAGUGAUGUAGAAUGGCCUAAGAAAAUGUCCUAUGUAGCAUCUUCUUGGGAUAUUCCAACGCAUCAAUGGUUAAAAUUGUAUGUAUUUGAUAAAAUUUAUAAAUUUAGUAAUGCCCCAACUGGAGCUGCAGUAACAUACAUCAUCAGCUGCGCUAUACAUGGUUUUGAAAUACGUGUGUCAGCUGUUCUUGCUAUGAUUGGAGGAUGUUCAUAUGUUGAAUUGUUAAUGCGAAGAAAAUUAUUUAAAAAAUAUCCAACUUUGUUUGUAAAAGACAAUAAAUUAAAAAAAAAUUCAUCCUCUAAAGUCAAGAAAUUUUUUCAAACUAUGGUUAACCUUUCAUUUACAAUAUUGAAUAUCUUUUACCUUGCAUACUUAGGAGCUGUUAUGGAAUCAAGUACUGAUACCUCUGAAUCUCCUUUUUUUGUAUGGCACAGAUGUUUAUAUGCUGGCCAUGUUCUUUUACUUCUUAAUUCUAUCAUUAUACUUCUAUUAUAAACUAAUAUUAAAAUUUAUAAUAACAUUUGAGAAUUUUUUCUAUCUUUCAAUUUAU
This is a messenger RNA of Daktulosphaira vitifoliae (grape phylloxera), 1837 nucleotides long. It is a transcript of the gene por, whose product is annotated as protein-serine O-palmitoleoyltransferase porcupine. The transcript is spliced from 7 exons. Lineage: Eukaryota; Metazoa; Arthropoda; Insecta; Hemiptera; Phylloxeridae. Gene Ontology annotation, biological process: lipid modification; canonical Wnt signaling pathway; protein palmitoylation. The coding region runs from base 223 to 1782 and encodes 519 amino acids. Gene Ontology annotation, cellular component: membrane; endoplasmic reticulum. Gene Ontology annotation, molecular function: Wnt-protein binding; palmitoleoyltransferase activity. The record is from RefSeq and is a predicted model, not a curated record.